AUGUAUUCAGGGACAGAAGUCCAGAUGGACGAAGCCAAGCAAGACCAAGUGGGCGGCGCCGGCCUCUACACUCUGGGACUGGCCUGCUGUAUAGGUAUCAGUGUCUGCGGCACGUACGCCCAGGAGGCUGAACCGGGCGAGAUUCGCUACGAUGCAUUCCUUGCCCAUCUAGCGGACGGCCCGCUCAUGGAGAAAACCUGGCAAUCCCUUAAGAGAAACGUUGAUCUGGCCAAAUCGAAUGGCUUGACUAAUCUGAAGAUACAGGUUUGCAUAGUAGAUCCUUCGACACUCAAAGAGGACAAUGGCAUGAAGUGGUCCCAGGCCUUGAUUGCUGAGCAGCAGAAGAUCAAUGAUGAUUAUAUCAUCAAGGCUACCAGCCUCCUUACCACUGGUUCGCAGAAGGUUGAUGUCCAUAGCCACCAUAUCAACAAGGAAGUCGACAUGCGCAUUACAAGUGAUCGAAGGAUGUUGAUUCUUGACGCUUGA
Molecule: messenger RNA, 486 nt
Organism: Diaporthe citri
Lineage: Eukaryota; Fungi; Ascomycota; Sordariomycetes; Diaporthales; Diaporthaceae
Exons: 1
Coding region: 1-486 (161 amino acids)
Source: RefSeq, a predicted model, not a curated record